Vigna radiata var. radiata (mung bean) is the source of this 1105-nucleotide messenger RNA. RefSeq lists its product as uncharacterized. The transcript is spliced from 2 exons. Lineage: Eukaryota; Viridiplantae; Streptophyta; Magnoliopsida; Fabales; Fabaceae. The coding region runs from base 55 to 1038 and encodes 327 amino acids. The record is from RefSeq and is a predicted model, not a curated record.
AUCAUUUAUGUCUACGUUUUUUUCAGAAACAGUGGAAGACGUAUAUGCGUGGAAAUGAUGAGCAAAUAUCUAUCGCACAUCACAUCAUUGUUUUAUAGUCUUGUAUUGCCGAGGAAAGCCAAACUAGCGUUCCCAUCGAAAAGUACACCAGAACGACACCGUACAGGCGAAGCAGGUCUGAAAACCCUAUUUCACUCAGAAUUAAAACCACCCACGAGAGUCGUUCAUCGCUGCACAACACAAGAAGCCGCGGAAUCAGAACCGUCAUCACCACCACCUCCGACGAUAUCAAGGAUGUGGGCACCGGCCUCGGGGGCGUUCCGAACGACAAUGAUGGGGGACGUCAUCGGAACGGAGAGCGGGGACUGCAUGAUAACCUACAUGGAGGAAUUAGUGGAACCUGAGUCUCCGAUUUUGAUGAUGAGGUGCAGAGAGAAGAGUGCGAAAAGGAAGAGGCAGUUGCCACCGCCAUUAACGUUGAUGGCGGAAACGAGAGAAAUGCCUUGGGCUUUCACGAGGGAAUGUGACGGUGACGGAAGGUUGAUCGUAACGGCGGAGAGAGUGAGGCGUGGACGCGAGCACUGCAUUAUGGAGGUUCGAACAGAAGAUGAAAGAGUGACGAUGAGGUUAGUCCCUGAAGACAACGAUUGCUGCGAACUGUGUUGUUACCCUAUCGACGACGACGUCGACGACGACGACGACGACGACGGAGAGGUGCAAUUUAACGAAGGGUUCAAGAUUGAAGAGCGUGGUCUUGAAUUUGUGGAAGAGUUGGCGAAGAAAGUUUCGAGUGAAAGUGAGCGAUGUGGGGAUUUACGUGAGUGUAUCAGUCUCAAUUCUUAUGCUUCUGGGCCUGGUUGGUUGCUUCAACCUCACAUUUCAGAUUCUUUUCCAGACAUUUACUUGGGCCAGCCCGCAUCUGCUCCAAUAAGGCCCAUGACCCCUUGUAGACGUUUAUGUGGACAAUUUCUUUCUGGAACUGCUACAUUUGUUGAAAAACCAUGCGAAGCUACGAAUCGUAGUUUGACCUUUGUUUAGAAUAUAACUAUAUAAUAUAUACCCUUUAUAUUACUUUCUUAAGCACCCAACGAAAAAUGAGUCAAUU